UCUUAUGGCCACACAAAAGCAAAACCUUUGUAGAAAAAAACAAAAAAACCCACUUAUUAGUAAUGUUGAAUUAGCAAAACAAUAUGGUAUUGGGAAAUCAACUGUAACCGAUAUUUUAAAUGAAAAGGAUCAAAAUGCAUUUAGUCUUUGGGUUAAUAAUGCAUUGAUUAUAAAUCAAGAUAUUGACGGUGCAAUUCUCAAAUUAAAGGCAAAUUCUUUUGCUGAAAAAUUAAAUAUUAACAAUUUUAACCAAUCGAAAGAUGAAAAAGCAAGCACACCUUCUGCUGAAUCAAUUGCCAAUGAUCAUAAUGAAAUUGAAGGUGGAAUUACGAAUGAGGAAAUUUUGAAGGCAGUAACUGAUGAGAAUGAAGAAGAAAAUGAACCUGUUAAUAGUGAAGUUAUUGAAUUAGAAAAAGUUAGCAGCAAUGAAGCAGAAAAAGCUGUGAACACGAUUUUAAGGUUUUUGCUUGAGCAGGAAGCAGAAUUUGGUGAAAUCGAAGAUGAAGUAAGGAUUUUAAGAAGUUUGCAUAGAAGAAUUAGACUAAGUUUUAUUAAAAAUCUUAAGCAGGUAGAACUUGGCCACUACUUUAUGAACUAA
Messenger RNA from Racocetra persica, 598 nucleotides. NCBI's taxonomy places the organism in Eukaryota, Fungi, Glomeromycota, Glomeromycetes, Diversisporales, Gigasporaceae. The record is from the annotation of a GenBank genome assembly.